UGUGUCCAGGCAUCAAGACGUCGGGUGCACCAUGGUCCAUGCGGGAUAAAACACUGUGACUUACCAGUGUCUGAUAUCCAUCAUCCGAUUUUGAAAUCGCCUCCAAGCCGACAUGAACAGAAGAGUGUGCGGUUUUCCCACGCUCGCGACGUUAGCUUCCAUCUCUCUACGUAUACACUUAGACUAUAUAAACUCCAUAUACGCUCGCCCACCAUGAUGAAGGGUAUCGCCUCUCCCGCCGUCCGUCUUGGUCUGGCACGGUCAUUCGGAACCAGCACUCGUGCUUUGGCUGCCAAGCCUGGCACCGCUGAGGUCUCCUCGAUCCUCGAAAGCCGCAUCCUUGGAAGUGAGGGUGCUGAGGGAAACAUCCAGGAAACUGGUCGUGUGCUGUCUAUUGGUGACGGUAUUGCUCGUGUCUACGGUCUCCGCAAUGUCCAAGCCGAGGAGAUGGUGGAAUUUUCUUCGGGCCUGAAGGGUCAAGCCUUGAACUUGGAAGCCGACAACGUCGGUGUCGUCGUUUUCGGUAACGACCGUCUCAUCAAGGAGGGAGAUAUCGUAAAACGUACCGGCGCCAUUGUCGAUGUGCCCGUCGGUCGCGGUCUGCUUGGCCGUGUCGUUGAUGCUCUCGGAAACCCCAUCGAUGGCAAGGGCCCUCUUGUCGAUGUGAAGCGUCAACGUGUGCAAGUCAAGGCCCCCGGUAUCAUUCCCCGUGAAUCCGUCAAGCAGCCCAUGCAAACGGGUAUUAAGUGUAUCGACUCCAUGGUCCCUAUCGGGCGUGGUCAGCGUGAGUUGAUCAUUGGAGACCGUCAAACUGGAAAGACCGCCGUUGCCCUCGACACUAUCCUCAACCAGAAGAGGUGGAACUCGGGAAGCGACGAGGCCAAGAAGUUGUACUGUGUGUACGUUGCUGUUGGACAGAAGCGUUCCACUGUUGCGCAGUUCGUUCAGACUCUUGAGGAGAACGACGCUCUCAAAUACUCCAUCAUUGUUGCCGCCACCGCUUCCGACGCUGCCCCCCUCCAGUUCUUGGCCCCCUACUCUGGAGCUGCCAUGGGAGAGUACUUCCGUGACAACGGAAUGCACUCCCUCAUCAUCUACGACGAUUUGUCAAAGCAGGCCGUUGCCUACCGUCAAAUGUCACUGCUGUUGCGUCGUCCUCCAGGUCGUGAGGCCUACCCUGGUGACGUUUUCUACCUCCACUCUCGUCUCCUCGAGCGUGCCGCCAAGAUGAACAAAACUCAAGGAGGUGGUUCCAUGACGGCGCUGCCCGUCAUCGAGACACAAGGAGGAGAUGUGUCUGCUUACAUUCCCACGAACGUCAUUUCCAUCACUGAUGGACAGAUCUUCUUGGAAGCCGAAUUGUUCUUCAAGGGUGUCCGCCCAGCCAUUAACGUCGGUCUGUCCGUGUCCCGUGUCGGUUCCGCCGCCCAAGUCAAGGCCAUGAAACAAGUCGCCGGUUCCCUGAAACUCUUCCUCGCGCAAUACCGUGAAGUCGCGGCGUUCGCCCAGUUCGGAUCCGACCUCGACGCCUCAACCCAGUUCCUCCUGAACCGUGGUGCGCGCCUCACCGAGCUGCUGAAGCAAAAGCAGUACACCCCUCUGUCCGUGGAGCACAUGGUCGUCAUCAUUUACGCGGGAGUCAACGGAUUUCUCGACAAAAUCCCCGUCGACAAGGUGACUGCGUUCGAGGCCGCCGUCAUCCCAUACGUGCAGGCCAAUGCACCGCAAAUCUUUGAGAACAUCAAGAAGGAGAAUGCGAUUUCGCCGGAGACUGAUGCGAAGAUUAAGGAGACCCUGGGGGCUUUCGUCAAGGACUUUUAGAUUGAAUGAGGUUGCGGGGGAAACGAACAACGGCUCCCUCCAUUUCAUUAGUCGAACUUUAGAAAACAAAACCCUUUGAUCACCCCCUACACACUUCCACUCCCCGCCUCUUGCUUCUUAUGUACCAUGAUACCUGCAACAGACCCAUUUUUCAUCAUAGUUGUGGGCGAAGCUUUAGCUUUCUGUUGUUCAUGGGGGUCUGCUCGUGUUUCGGUCGGCGAGGUUCUCGGUUUUGUGAGACUGUGACCCUGGAUCUGCGCGGAGAAACG
Messenger RNA from Fimicolochytrium jonesii, 2090 nucleotides. Its product is annotated as P-loop containing nucleoside triphosphate hydrolase protein. Gene Ontology annotation, molecular function: ATP binding; proton-transporting ATP synthase activity, rotational mechanism; ADP binding. The transcript is spliced from 8 exons. The record is from RefSeq and is a predicted model, not a curated record. Gene Ontology annotation, biological process: proton transmembrane transport; proton motive force-driven ATP synthesis. NCBI's taxonomy places the organism in Eukaryota, Fungi, Chytridiomycota, Chytridiomycetes, Spizellomycetales, Powellomycetaceae. Bases 214 to 1821 code for a protein of 535 amino acids.